This is a messenger RNA of Episyrphus balteatus (marmalade hoverfly), 1196 nucleotides long. RefSeq names its product stomatin-like protein 2, mitochondrial (gene Stoml2). The coding region runs from base 92 to 1156 and encodes 354 amino acids. The record is from RefSeq and is a predicted model, not a curated record. The transcript has 7 exons. Gene Ontology annotation, cellular component: membrane. Lineage: Eukaryota; Metazoa; Arthropoda; Insecta; Diptera; Syrphidae.
GAACUGAUAUUCAGUGGAAGUUCCCGAUGGCCAUUAUCAUAAUUUUUUUGACAGAUUUGGUUUCGGUGAAACAUUCACAGUUAAAAGUAAAAUGUUGAAAUUUGGGAAAUUGUCUACGGAUGUUAUUCUUAAGAAUUUUAACGCAUGCCAGAAAUUCAAGGUCCCAGUGCGUAACAAAUCCUACUUGCCGAUGAAUACUAUCAUUAUGUUUGUUCCACAACAAGAGGCAUGGGUUGUUGAAAGAAUGGGUCGCUUUCAUGAAAUAAUGGAUCCUGGAGUUAAUUUCUUGUUGCCAUUUAUUGAUAAGAUUAAAUAUGUCCAGAGUCUGAAAGAAAUAGCUAUAGAUGUUCCUAAACAAACAGCUAUUUCUUUGGACAAUGUUACGUUGAGCAUCGAUGGAGUUUUAUAUUUACGAAUUAUAAAUCCAUACAAAGCUUCUUAUGGUGUUGAAGAUCCUGAAUUUGCUGUCACUCAACUCGCGCAAACGACAAUGAGGUCUGAAUUGGGAAAGAUGUCCUUGGAUAAAGUAUUUAGGGAGAGAGAAUCCCUUAAUGCGAGCAUUGUAGAAUCUAUUAACAAAGCCAGUGAAGCUUGGGGUAUUACGUGUCUCCGAUAUGAAAUUCGUGAUAUAAGACUGCCAGAUCGAGUUCAUGAAGCCAUGCAAAUGCAAGUUGAAGCCGAAAGAAAAAAAAGAGCAGCAAUUUUGGAGUCUGAGGGGAUCCGCGAAGCUGAAAUAAAUAUUGCAGAAGGCAAAAGAAAAGCAAGAAUACUUGCUUCUGAGGCUGAGCGACAAGAAAAUAUUAACAAAGCAAGUGGAGAAGCCGCUGCUAUUCUUACAAUUGCUGAUGCUAGAGCAAGGGGCCUCCAAACUAUUGCCAAGUCAGUAGCCUCUGAGGAUGGACAAAAAGCUGCUUCACUUACAUUGGCCGAACAAUAUAUUUCAGCUUUCAGUAAUCUAGCAAAAACUAACAAUACAAUGCUAUUACCUUCGAACUCUAGCGACAUUUCUUCAAUGGUGUUUCAAGCAUUUAACAUUUAUGACAUGAUAUCAAAAAAAAACAUUUCCGAAAAAAGUUUAACGGAAACAGUAUUGGAUAAAGACGUCAUGCCGAAUAAACCCUCAACAUUAUCUAUGGAGAUAAAAGAAAAACUGUAAAAAAAAAUAAUGUUGAAUAAAAUAUUGUUGGAAAUAUUUA